This is a messenger RNA of Aethina tumida (small hive beetle), 1988 nucleotides long. Its product is annotated as luciferin 4-monooxygenase-like. Bases 74 to 1732 code for a protein of 552 amino acids. The record is from RefSeq and is a predicted model, not a curated record. NCBI's taxonomy places the organism in Eukaryota, Metazoa, Arthropoda, Insecta, Coleoptera, Nitidulidae. The transcript has 6 exons. Gene Ontology annotation, biological process: fatty-acyl-CoA biosynthetic process; long-chain fatty acid metabolic process. Gene Ontology annotation, molecular function: long-chain fatty acid-CoA ligase activity.
AGUACUGAACUAUAUCAACAACAAGUUACUAGUAUUGUAUCCGAGGUUAAAGGUGAGAGUAAAAAAAUAAAAAAUGGAGAAAGAUGAUUUUAUAAUAAAAACAGAAGAAACAGACUACGAACCUAAUGAAAAUGGAUUAGGUCACGAAUUAUUUCAUUGUAUGGUUAAGAAUCGAACAAAAAUUGCCCAAUACGUAGAGGAAACUGAAGAAAUUGAUUUUUACGACUCCCUUCUACAAAGAUGUAUUAGAACUGCCAUAACUUUAUUAACAAAAGGAAUAACACAAGACGAUAUUAUUACAAUAUGUAGUGAAAAUCAUAUUAAUACAUGUGUACCAUUUAUAGCUACACAAUUCAUCGGUGCUAAAGUGGCAUCAUUAGAUGUUUGCCUGUCAAGUGCAGAAAUAUCACAUUUACUUAAACAAGUAAAUCCAAAAAUAAUAUUCGUAUCUGAAAAAUCAGUAAAUUUGAUUGAGGAAGCUUUGUAUGAAACAAAAAUUAAUACUGAAUUAGUCGUUUUUGGAGUUUCAAAUAAAUACUCUCAAUUCACAGAAUAUUUAAAGGAGCAAAAGGAUGAAAGUUCCUUCAAACCAAGCCCAAUAAAAACCAAUAAACAAACUGCAGUUAUAUUCUUCAGCAGUGGUACUACUGGAUUACCUAAAGGAAUUUGUAUAAGUCAUUAUAGUAGAAUGAAACAAGUGGUAAAUGAAAUAAAAUUAUGGAACAGUGGAGAUGUAUGUGAUUUGAGUAAUUACUAUUUUAAACCACAAGUUGUGUCAGAUGGAUGCUUAUUAAAUUAUGCUGGUUUAUACUGGAUUUCUAGUGUAGGUCUUUUAGUAAGAGCUGUAUUUACUGGGCAAGCUAGAAUGGUUUGUGGACAAUUUGAUGAAAAUAAAUUUUGGUACAUAUUGGGGAAGUACAAGGUGUCAAGUUUAUUCAUAACACCUGUUAAUCUCAAUAAAUUACGGAUGAACAAAAGGCCUUCUGUUGAUCUUUCAAAUCUGAAAGUUGUUCUAACAGGCAGUUGUCCCAUUUCUGAAACGAUGAUGGUGACAUUGAAAGAUUAUUUUCCCAACAGUGUUAUACUUCAAGGCUAUGGACAAACAGAAUCUAGUGGCAUUUUAAGUUCUAUUGACGUAAGUAAUCGAAUUGAGGUAUUGGAACAACUUAAACAUCCAUUAACAUGUGGGAAACCUGUUCCUGGAGUGUGGUAUAAAGUCGUGGAUCUGGAUACUGAACAGAUAUUGGGUCCUAACCAAAAAGGUGAACUAAGAUAUAAGACCAAGUACGCAAUGAAUGGCUAUCAUAACUUAGAUUCAUCAAUAGCUUACGAUAAGGAUGGUUGGUUAAAAUCAGGAGACAUUGUAAUAUAUGAUGAAAAUCAGUACUUUUACAUAGUAGACCGUGUGAAAGAGAUGUUAAAAUAUCAAGGAUGGCACGUACCACCAGCUUAUUUGGAGGGUAUCCUUGAAAGUCAUCCAUUAAUAAAGGAGGCUGUGGUUAUUGGGAUACCACAUGAACACGAUGGAGACCAUCCAAUGGCACUUAUAACUUUAUUCAAUAAAGACUCAUCUUUAAGUAAACAUGAUAUUGAAACAUUUCUAGAAGGAAAAAUUUCAGACAAACAAAAAUUACGAGGGGGGAUUAAGUUUGUUGAUGACAUACCAAGGACGUCAGUGGGGAAAAUAAAAAGAUUACAAAUAAAACAGAUGGUUUUGAACAACGAAAUUUAAUGGGUAUUACAAAUGAAUAUAAGACUGUAGUCCUGAAUCAGGUAAAUAAAAUACAUAUUUCGUAAGUUUAAUAUUUAUAUGCACUAGAAGUUUAAAUCAAGGUACUCCUUGUAAUAAAUUUGUCUGUAAAUUAUUUGUUUUAUUUAUCAAGUGUUUGUUCAAGUCUUUGAAAAAGUUGAAGCCCUAACCAUUCUUCCAAGAAUGUUUCACAGAUAUGUUCUAUUGGGUUAAGGUCUGGACUGCGAGCUGGUUGUAG